Piliocolobus tephrosceles (Ugandan red Colobus) is the source of this 1400-nucleotide messenger RNA. RefSeq lists its product as uncharacterized. Bases 102 to 1400 code for a protein of 432 amino acids. The record is from RefSeq and is a predicted model, not a curated record. NCBI's taxonomy places the organism in Eukaryota, Metazoa, Chordata, Mammalia, Primates, Cercopithecidae. The transcript is spliced from 5 exons.
CAAAGCACCAUAGAUUGAAAAAGAUCCAGAAAUUAACAGGUCAGAAAGACCCUAUCCUUUACUCUUCAGCUCAAGAUCCACAGUGGGAAGAAAACCUCAGGAUGGCUUGCACUGAAGCUAACCUGACAGGUGUUUCAGAACUCCCUGUGGGCUGGACCCAGGAAUAUAUACUCUGGUCGAUGGAGCGGAGUCUUCAACAGAUCUUCCGAUACCUAGAAAGCAUAAGAUUAAGGCUUAUGGAACAGGAUUUGCCUGAAUCACAGGAUGUGAUUUCUUCCUCUACCACCUCUGUUCUUGUGACUCAGAAGACUGUUCUAUGCUGUUGUGACUAUAAGAAAGCAAAACAUUCUACUGACCACAGCAGCUCCUUUAGUUCAUCAUGCAAUGACUCCAGUCUGUCUCAUCUUCCUGUCCUUUCUGAAGGAACAACUUGGGAAUUCCGGAGCCAUAGUUUACCUAUUUCCAACAAAAAGCAAUCAUCUGUGUUCAGGAACCAAGGCAAAACCCUGCCUCCUUUUCGUCUCUCAGAGCCCCAGAAACCAAAACUUUUUCAGAAUUUGGCAGAACUUUCACCCUUAAAAUCUCAGAACUCUUUUAUCAGCUCUAUUUCUGAACCCCUAAAUAUCUGCAAACAAAAAAGGAAAAAAAAUGAUGAGAGAAUGAGCAAGAGCCAUUUGACAUCAGAUCAUGAGCCAAAUUCUCUUUCCAAGAAGAGACCACGACUUCCAAGGUGGGCUACAUUCAAGCUCUCUCCUUCAGUUAGAAGGGAGCUAGAAGGACAUAUGUCUCGGAAGGUUUUUGCUUUGCGGCAACAAACAGUACCUUUACCUUUGAGGAAAUCAUGGGCAAUGCUGAAUUAUAUAACUGAAGUACAAGGAGGAGUUGCUAAAUCAGAAAAACCCCAAACUCAGUUCUCUAUGCCCAUUCAUCAAAACACUGAGCAAAAUAUCAACAACAAAUCCUCAGACCUUCCAUCAUUUCAGCUCCAUGUGAAUGCUGGAGUGGGAUCUAGAUCAAAUAGCACAGAAACAAAACUUUCACAGUCACUUAUCUCAGAUAAGCAGUUCCAACCUGGGGAUGGCCCCCAAAUCCUUGGAUCCAAGCCUUUAGUUACAUCAAUAGGCACUCUACCUCCAAGAAGUUUAGAAGUUAAUGUAAUUCAAGAGGAAACUCCUUUACUGAAGAAUGAUCGAAAACACGUGCUAGAGCUUAGUAUAGAGAAGAGGGUCAUAGAUUUUCCAGAAAAAAGGAUACAGCAGCACAAGACACAAGUGACUAAUGUGGAGCUGACCCCAAGGCUAUCAUAUCAAGUCAAAGACAGCAUAAAGGGUCACAGUUGCCAGGUGUCAGAUUUUCAAGGGUAUUUCCAGGACCACUUCUUCAAGGUGAAAAACCUGUAG